AUGGGAAAAUUCAAUGGUCAUUUUUACCCAGGGCUGUAUCUUUUCUCUUAUGGACUAUAUCAGACAAUAGUGGUCUCCAAGGCCAUGAUAUUCAAUGACUCUCUCCUGUAUCCUUCACACCCUCCCAGGAGUAAGGGGAGAUGGGCCAUGCUGUGGACAAUAUCCUACGGUGGUUUGUUGAAGAUGGUGACUGGCUCCAUCUUAACAGCUUAUGUGGUCAUCUGUCUUGAUGAUGGGAUGGUGUUGAUGAGCAAGCAGGUGCCACCAAGGUUUAUGUAUCCCAAGGAGUGGCAGCAUCUUACCAUGUUCAUCCUCCUCACCCUCAUUGGCUGUGUAGACGUCAUGAGCAAGAACUUGUUGCCUCAGAGAUGUGUGGUCUUAGAAAAAAGCACUAUGGUCCUGACUUUCUACGUUCUCCUGCUGCUGUUGGUGUCACACAGUCAGGCCUCUGUAGGGGUGGAACUACAGGUUCAUGCUCUGCUCAUCUUAGUAGUCUUCUUGCUGUUGCUGGUGUUGACCACAGAGCUGUGGGCUCCUGAUACGUCUUACCUCUGGCUGAUCGAGACUUUUCUGUUUCUGAUGAUGGGUUCCUGGCUGAUGCAGGCAGGCUUUAUUCUGUACAAACCAGUCACUGGAUACCCAUGGCAGGACGAUGACAUGAGUGACAUCAUAUUUGUUACAACCUUCUUCUGUUGGCAUGUGAUGAUCAAUGCCUCAUGCCAGCUGGGAAUCUAUGGCCUCUCAUCCUUUUGGUAUCAUUGGUUCAAUCCCAGCUUGAAGCUCACAGGGUCCAAAGAAGCUCCAUAUCAGACCAGCCAUCCAGGACUCCUCUACAAGUUGCUGCAGGAAGUGGAGCAGUCAGAGAAAGAUGACCAGGCUCUCCUCCUUGCAACAAGCUCACUCUAA
This is a messenger RNA of Orycteropus afer afer, 906 nucleotides long. RefSeq names its product transmembrane epididymal protein 1. Lineage: Eukaryota; Metazoa; Chordata; Mammalia; Tubulidentata; Orycteropodidae. The record is from RefSeq and is a predicted model, not a curated record.